AUGCCGCAGACCUUGCAGUGUCAUCACUCUGCUCGUCUUCUUCCCUCCGAUCUCCUCGGUCAUCUCCGUUGCUCGUGAGACGAUGGCUGAGCAAUUCUUCGGGACGUGGGAUCUCGACGAAAGCCGAAACUUCGACGAAUACAUGAAGGCGAUCGGUGUGGGGUUUGCUACCCGCCACGUGGCCGGGAUGAGUAAACCCACGACCAUCAUCAGCGGCAGCGGUGACCGCGUCUGCUUGAAGACUCUGAGCACCUUCAAGAACACGGAGGUGGAGAUCCGCCUUGGGGAGCCGUUCGAGGAGACCACGGCUGAUGACAGGAGGGUGCAGAGUGUGGUCACCGUGGAGGAGGGGAAACUCGUGCAGGUGCAGAAGUGGGAUGGCAAGGAGACGCGCCUUGUGAGAGAGCUCUCAGGGCCUGACAAGCUUAUCCUGACAUGCACCAUGGGCAACGUGGUGGCUACGCGCACCUACCACAGGGCAGCGUAGCUGCUGCAGCAGCCCAUCACCAACAAGACGCCUGCCCGACCUAUUCGAAUAGCUGUAGCCUGCUUCAUGCAAACAUUCCAAUAUAGGAGCAGAGCUUUGGGCGACCGAUGUAAACGGAGUGUUACCUCCCCCCCCCUCCCUCGCUCUCUCUCACGCGAGAGUUUGCUCCGGGUGCUCUUGAUUGGGACACCGUUAACAUGUUACAUAACAAAAUAAUCACGUGUCAUUCCGGAAAAUAUUAAAUAAGGGUACAAUAUGCUUCCUACACGUCCCUCCAGAUAAAACAAAAUUGUAACCAAAGAGGGUUCUUGCCUGUAAGCUUUUUAUGGAUAUGAGGAGGCGAAUUGCGAGUUUAGUAAUUGUGACUGGUUAGUAAAGCACUUGAACCCAGUCGAGCGCAAACUUGAGGAAUCCUGCUGAGUAGCAUGAACAGAAAUCAAGAUCGAGACAACUCCCUGAAGCCAUCAAAGCCGCAGCACCUCGCGAUCCUCCGCCAGAUCCCAGAAGGACUUUACACCAACAAGGCAACUUAAGUCGAGUGGAUACACACGAGAUGGCUUUCAUGCGAUACCAAUAGCUGCACUAAACUAACAGACACACUUGCCAGGUUGCUGCAACAACAACAACCGCCAUUCGCCACUAAGUGGCGGUGACGUCACCACGACGCUUGUGCCAGGCCACACACACACACGUCUGGCAAUGCGUAUUGCUGGGUGAACGGAAGGAGCGGUUUUCGAGAGAUUUAAGAAACUUUCCCCGUUGUUUCAACUGUCAGGCCAGGAGAUGGAGUCGAACCACCGACCUCUGCGUGGCAGGUCCCAGUGUGCCGCUAACCGUUACCUACGGCGGCUACCUUCGUUGUACAGUUAAAAAGGUAAAAAUGUCAAAAGCUCGUUGCUGGACAUGUCUAACGCAUGUGGCAAAUCGG
This is a messenger RNA of Lethenteron reissneri (Far Eastern brook lamprey), 1415 nucleotides long. Its product is annotated as fatty acid-binding protein, heart-like. The record is from RefSeq and is a predicted model, not a curated record. Lineage: Eukaryota; Metazoa; Chordata; Hyperoartia; Petromyzontiformes; Petromyzontidae. Gene Ontology annotation, molecular function: lipid binding.